Molecule: messenger RNA, 2076 nt
Organism: Linnemannia hyalina
Lineage: Eukaryota; Fungi; Mortierellomycota; Mortierellomycetes; Mortierellales; Mortierellaceae
Source: the annotation of a GenBank genome assembly
AUGGACACAUCAGGACCCACGCUCCGGCAGCGGUCAUCUGUCCCUACUUCCGACCACCCUCCAACGUCAUCCACUUCCUCCACCAACGACCCAGCCAGCAAUGUCGACAUCGAGUCCACCGACCAGGCCUCAUCCAUCCUCUCCUCGUCCGUUCAGGGCGCCUCUUACCUGGUCCUCCUUCAGUUUGUCUCUCGUAUGCUGACCUUCACCCUCAACCAAGUCUUGCUCCGCUUCACCUCUGCCGAGACUUUGGGGAUUGCUUCUGUGCAGCUUGAACUGCUUCUCAACACGAUUCUCUUCCUUUCCAGGGAGGGUGUCCGCUGUGCAGCCAUCCGUGUCAGCGACGAUUCCGCAGAGGAGGAGGAGGAGGAAUCAACGUCAUCGGAUAGCAAGGAGAAUGGGAAGAUGCGGAUCGCUCUCGAUUCAGAGGCUUACCGCCUUCAAAAGUUGGUUAACAUGGUCUACGCGCCCAUUCCUGUCGGCGCUCUGAUGACCUGUCUCGCGGUCGGAUACUAUCUCUUGCAGGUGACCGACGAGAGCGAGGAUCGCAUCCCAGGAUACAAGCUGUCGAUCUACUUGUACGGUAUCUCUGCACUGGUCGAGUUGUUGGCCGAGCCCAUGUUCAUGGUCGCGCAGUACAAGCUGUGGUUCAAGACUCGCGUCUCUGUCGAGGGAGCCGCCGUCAUUGUGAGAUGUGUCUUGACCUGUGCCCUGACCAUCUAUGGCUCCCGUGCAGUUGUGACAGGAUCAUCGUCAGAGGGAUCGAACAAGAACACAAUGGGUGUCCUUGCCUUUGCGAUUGCUCAGUUUGUGUAUGGACUGUUGAUACUAGGAGGAUUCUUGUUGGCGUUCUGGAGUAAGAGCACAGAGAGACGGGAUCUGGACAGAAAGAGGAUGGCUGCUGCGAUCAAAAAGCGCGAUGGUAUUGCGGUCGAGGAUCAACCAAGCUCGGACUAUGACACUGUUUCCAUGAGCGCGCUUCUUCCUCGCAGACUCACUAAAGUAGGCAAGGAUGGACAGAGCGAGUCGUUUUACUUUGACAAAGAGCUGCUCAAGCUGUCCAAGAUUCUGACCUCCCAGUCAUUGCUCAAGCAUAUUCUUACGGAAGGAGACAAAAUGAUGAUGGCCAAGUUCGCCGAUGAAAAAGCCCAGGGUGAAUAUGCCUUUGUGGUCAACUAUGGAUCACUGAUUGCUAGGAUUUUGUUUCAACCGAUGGAAGAGAUCAGCAGGACGUUGUUCAGCCGACUUUUGAGCGACAUUUCGCCCGGGUCGACUCCUUCAGGCAACAAGGAUACCACCUCAGGAAACAACAGCAACGGUACUACUUCAACCUCCAGGACGCUGACGGAAACGCAGCUGGACAACUUGGUCCUCUCUCGCAACCUGCUGUUGACCAUCAUGAAGUUCCAUGUUCUCCUCGGCCUCGUCUUCAUCGCCUUUGGAACCCAUUACACUGCAACCCUGAUCGAUCUGGUCGUCGGACGGUACUGGUCCACCCUGACCAAUGCCCCCCAGGUAUUGAGUCUGUACUGUUACUAUGUCCCUAUUAUGGGGCUGAAUGGUAUUACGGAGGCUGUAGUCCAGGCUGUCGCGUCAGAGAAGGAGUUGGGAGUUCUUUCUUAUUGGAUGAUUGGGUUCUCGGCCGUGUUUUGUAGUACGGGCGCUUUUUUGAUGGGUGCGCUGAAUCUCAAGGCUGAGGGUAUUGUUUUAGCCAAUUGUGUGAACUUGAUCAUGCGGAUCAUUUGGAGUAUGUGGUUCCUGUCUGGGUACUAUGGACGGUAUAUUCCUAUUGCAGGGAGAUCGUCAGCCGCAGUCAAGGAGGGUGUCCUUGCCAGGUUCGCAUAUGUGCCAUGGCAGAACAUUGUCCCCCGACCCACGGUCCUGGUGGCCUUUGGUGCGGCAUUUGUCUUGACCGCGACGACGGAGCAGUGGAUCGGAUGGGAGGGGUUGUACAACAAGGCUGUUCAUUUGGGGAUUGGCGUUGCGGCGUUUUUGGUCGUUAUGGGCGUGAUUUUUGUCACUGAAAAGCAGUUCUUGAGGGACAUUCAGAGUAUUGUUCGGCAACGACGCCGAUAA